GCCAGUGUACGGAAGUCUCGCCACCCACUUCAAAGAUGGAGGACGAUAUCUCAGAUUUGAGCCGACCACAAAUGUACUUGUUUGGUUGCACCCUCAAAUCGGACAAACGGGAGUUCAAAGUUGACGUAGACGACGAUGAUACGGAGCAACAGCUGUCACUCAAAGCAGUGUGUCUGGGAGCUGAGGCGGAGGAUAAGUUCCAUAUGGUGGAAGUCGAGGGCCUCACUUAUGAUGGAAAAACGACCAAAGUGCCACUGGUCGUACUGAAGCCGUCCGUCCUGCCAUCUAUGAGUUUAGGUGGAUUUGAGAUCACUCCUCCGGUUACCUUCCGUCUCCAGUCUGGCUCUGGACCAGUUCACAUCAGCGGGCAGCACUUUGUUAGUGUGAAGGAUUCAGAUGAUGAAGAAGAGGAGAACAACACGUCGCCAGUGAAACGACCUGCAAGCCUGAUGUCGGGGAAGAAGCCGCCGCAGAAAAAACUAAAGAUGGAUUCCGAUGAAGACGAUGAAGAAGACAGUGACGAAGACGAUGAUGAUGAUGAUGACGAAGACGACAGCGAUGACAACGUUGUGAAGCCUCAGAAAAAUGUUGGGAAAGAGCUUGAAAAGAGGUCAGAGUCUUCAGCAAAGAAGCCCAACAAGACUCCAGUGAAACAAAACGGCCCUGCAGGGAAACCGUCAGGAUCCGCGGUCAAACCACAGAUUAAGACACCUGCCGCAGGAAAAGACAAACUCCAGGCCGGCCCGUCGAAAUCUCCCUCUCUGCCUGAGAUUAAGAGCAAGUUGUCGACAGCAGCCAAGGAAGGGAAACCCCUACCGAAGACGGAGCAGAAGUUUGAGAAUUUCGUGAAGAGUUCUUUUAAAAUCUCAGACAAAAAAGUGGUCAAGGACCUCUGGAGUUUUGUACAAACACUGAAGAUUGAGAAGAAGUAACAAACCUUGUGCUCCGGAGCAUUUGUAUGUUUUGCAUCCUGCAGGACAUUUAAAGGCACAGUCAGCGAGAUUUCCUACUCAGCCUUAUUGUGUCAUCAUUGCUAACUUUGAAUCGUAGCGAGCAGAGGGACAGUGCUGAGAAAGGGUAAAGCCAUUAAUGAAUCAGGUGUCAUCGUUCUUUUUUCUUUUCUUUUUCUUUUCUUUUUUUUUUUUUAGAUGCGAAGCACCUUUUUGUUGUCACUCACAAAAUCACUCACUCGUGUUUAGCAGACUGCAGAUUAACCACAGGCUGAAACUGUCUGCUUCAUCACAUGCCAAUCUGCACCACCUACAGGGAAGGAACAUAAUAGCAGCGCCAAUUAAGACCUGCAGAUGUCUGGAUGUCUGUUGGUUGCUUACAGGACAGAAAUAGCUGCUGCAAUUUUCAACACUUGUCCCGCCUGCAGGCAAUAAAUGUUGCACCUGCAGCUUUUUUUAUAGCUGCAAUAAAUGAUGAGAUAUGUAAAUUAUUUGGUAACAAAAGAGUUUAAAAUUCAAGUAUUUAGAGCCCAAGACAGACCAGACAAACCUCUUGAUCUGACCUCGUUUUUACACAGAAACCAGCUGUCUGUGGGGUUUGCAACAGUACUAGUAUAUUUUUUAUGCUACCUGGAGUCACCCCAGAUAAAAAAAAAAAAAAAAAAAGUCU
Molecule: messenger RNA, 1620 nt
Organism: Seriola dumerili (greater amberjack)
Lineage: Eukaryota; Metazoa; Chordata; Actinopteri; Carangiformes; Carangidae
Gene: npm1b
Product: nucleophosmin-like
Exons: 11
Coding region: 36-932 (298 amino acids)
Biological process (GO): ribosomal small subunit export from nucleus; ribosomal large subunit export from nucleus; positive regulation of transcription by RNA polymerase II
Cellular component (GO): cytoplasm; ribonucleoprotein complex; centrosome
Molecular function (GO): RNA binding; histone binding; chromatin binding
Source: RefSeq, a predicted model, not a curated record